Molecule: messenger RNA, 8360 nt
Organism: Loxodonta africana (African savanna elephant)
Lineage: Eukaryota; Metazoa; Chordata; Mammalia; Proboscidea; Elephantidae
Gene: TMEM8B
Product: transmembrane protein 8B
Exons: 13
Coding region: 40-2868 (942 amino acids)
Cellular component (GO): membrane
Source: RefSeq, a predicted model, not a curated record
CCUGCUCUGGCCGGUCCAGCCCCGCCCCUGUCCCGGGCCAUGGCCCAGCCCUUGUCCCGGCUCCUCGUCCUAUCCCAAUCGGGACCUUGGCCCCCGGCCCCGCCCCCGCCUCGCUUCCCACGUCGGUCCCAGUCCCGGCCUGGGUCCCAGCGAAUGCCAAGGUCCGGGUCCCAGUCGCCCCCUUUGCUUCCUUCCGGGUCCCAGCCCCGGCCGCCCCUUGAGUCCUUGACCCUGGCCUGGCCCCCGUCCCCGCCCCUGCCGGUGUUCCACACCUUUUCACAAAUUCCAGUCCAGCCCUUAUCCCAAGCCCAUUCCCAGUGUUUGCCUAAGCCCCUGGCCCAACCUCUGCCCUUGCUCCAGUCCUCAUCACAGCCCAGGCUUCCAUGCCACCCCCUAUCCUUGUUCAAGCCCCAAUGCCCAGCCCAGCCCAACCCAUUAUUUCAGCCUUUGCCCUCAUCCCCGUGUAUACCCAAGUCUCUCCCGCUACCCGUCCCUCUCUCUCAUACCCUGCCCCUCUCCCAGCCCCGACUCAGAACUGGGCUCCAGCUGCCGCCAGCCCUAUUGCUGCUGUUGCUGUUCUCUGUCCUUGGCCCAGGGGCUGGAGGCCUUUUCCUGACCGAUUACUCCACCUGCUCACCCCGCAAGCUGAGUCCUUUCCGCUCCUUUGCCAGCACUGAGCUCUUCCACUUCCAUGUUCCCGAGGACACAUUCCUGGCUGUUUGGAACCUCAUCAUCUUCAAGGAGCAGGGGGGAACCUUUGGGGACCACUGCCCAGACCAAAGUGUGACUGUGUAUUUCCGGUCCGGGGCACCCCCUGUCAUCAAUCCCCUGCACACACACUUCCCAGGGGACACAGCUGUGCCUGGGGUUUUCUCACUGAACCUCAGCUGGACACUGCCUAACCGCACCUCAGGCAUCUUUAAUGUCAGCAGCCCCUUACCUGGGGACUGGUUCUUGGCUGCCCACCUUCCACAGGCCCAUGGCCACAUCUCUGUCAAGGGUCUCCAGGAUGAGUGUCAGUACCUUCUUCAGCCACAGCUGAUUGUCCGGCGUUUGCUGGACGUUGCUGUGCUGGUUCCUGGCCGUCCCUCAGAGCAGACCCUCUCCUCCCACAAUCGCUCAGCCCUGUACAAGGUCUUUGUACCCAGCUUCACUUACAGGGUUUCAGCACAGCUGGUGUGUGUGGGGGGCCACGGGACGUCCACCUGCCCUCUGACCCUGCGCCUACGUCCCAAGGCCCCACCCCUGCACAACUCAAGCUCAGUGACUUGUGGAGGUACCUCAGCAUGCCAGCUGGAGCUGGCAUUGCCUCCCUGGGGGCACUGGGUCUACGUGCGUGUGGAGACACCACCCCGGGGUCCUGGCAGGACUGUUCGCUUCCAGCUGUGUGUGCGGUUGCAAGAGUGCCCGCAGCCCAGCCUGUCCCGUGCCCUGGUCCCUGGAGCUGCCAUGAACAUGCCCCAGUCACUGGGCAACCAGGCAUUGCCCCCAGAGCCUCCAUCCCUCGGGGCCCUUGCAGAUGGGCCUGGGGCCACAUCCCCACCCGAGCACUGCUGGCCAGUACGUCCGACACUGCGCAAUGAGCUGGAUACCUUCUCUGUCCACUUCUACAUCUUCUUUGGCCCCAGUGUGUCCCUUCCCCCGGAGCGCCCAGCUGUGUUCUCCUUGAGGCUGCUGCCAGUGCUGGACAGUGGAGGCGUCCUCACCCUGGAGCUCCAGCUCAAUGCGAGCUCCCUGCACCAGGAAAAUGUGACAGUCUUUGGAUGCCUGACUCAUGAGGUGCCCUUGAGCCUGGGGGAUGCAGCAGUGACCUGUUCCAAAGAGGCUCUGGCCGGCUUCCUCCUCUCUGUCAGUGCCAUCUCCAGAGUGGCCAGGCUGCGAAUCCCCUUCCCCCAGACAGGGACCUGGUUCCUGACCCUUCGCUCCCUCUGCGGGGUGGGGCCCCAGUUCGUGCGGUGCCGGAACGCGACGGCCGAGGUGCGGCUGCGCACUUUCCUGUCCCCGUGUGUGGACGACUGUGGGCCCUAUGGGCAGUGCAAGCUGCUGCGCACGCACAACUACCUGUAUGCGGCCUGCGAGUGCAAGGCUGGGUGGAGGGGCUGGGGCUGCACUGACAGUGCAGACGCGCUCACCUAUGGAUUCCAGCUGCUGUCCACACUACUGCUCUGCCUGAGCAACCUCAUGUUUUUGCCACCUGUGGUCCUGGCCAUUCGGAGCCGAUACGUGCUUGAAGCUGCUGUCUACACCUUCACCAUGUUCUUCUCUACGUUCUAUCAUGCCUGUGACCAGCCAGGCAUUGUGGUUUUCUGCAUCAUGGACUACGAUGUGCUACAGUUCUGUGAUUUCCUGGGCUCCUUAAUGUCCGUGUGGGUCACUGUCAUUGCCAUGGCUCGUUUACAGCCUGUGGUCAAACAGGUGCUGUAUUUGCUGGGGGCUAUGCUGUUGUCCAUGGCUCUGCAGCUUGAUCGGCAUGGACUCUGGAACCUGCUUGGACCCAGUCUCUUCGCCUUGGGGAUCUUGGCCACAGCCUGGACAGUACGCAGCGUCCGCCGCCGGCACUGCUACCCACCCACGUGGCGCCGCUGGCUCUUCUACCUGUGCCCAGGAAGCCUUAUUGCAGGCAGUGCUAUCCUACUCUAUGCUUUUGUGGAAACCCGGGACAACUACUUCUACAUUCACAGCAUUUGGCAUAUGCUUAUCGCCGGCAGCGUGGGCUUCUUGCUGCCCCCUCGUGCCAAGACUGACCACCGGGUCCCAUCUGGAUCCCGGGCCCGGGGCUGCGGUUACCAGUUGUGCAUCAAUGAGCAGGAGGAGCUGGGCCUUGUGGGCCCAGGAGGGGCCGCUGUCAGCAGCAUCUGUGCCAGCUGAGUGGGGCUUUGGGCCUGGCCCUUUGGGAACAUGAACCCUUCCCUAGGGCAGAGAGCCCUUCCCUAGGAUUGAGAGACAAGCUGUAUUUCUUGAGGACAUAGAGUCUUUCUUAAGGAUACGGAGUUCUUCCAGGGACCCAGUGCUUGCCCCAGGGACGUGGAACUGAGGGCCUGGAGUCAUCCUGCAUCCAUGGAAUCCUUCUUAAGAAUUGGAGUCUGUGCAAGGACACAGAGCCCCUCAGAACCAGGGAGCCCCUCCUAGGGGUGUGGAGCCCUCCGGAGGACAUGGAUUCCUUCCCAGAAAGACAAAGCUCUCUCAGGAACAUGGUGUCAUUCCUGAGGAAAUGGAGUCCAUCUUGGGGAAACUGAGUCUCCAGAUCAUCCCAGCAGCUCAGCAACUCUGGCCUCAGACUACUUUCCCAGAGGCAGUGACUGGGCUGGGCUGUGCUGUGUGAGGGAGUGAGGAGUGCAGGACAAAUGGGGCUGGGCUAGGGUGGCUGGUAUCCUGAGUUGAUGGAGGUGGAGUCUGGUGUGUUUCCAAUGAAGUAUGUGCUGGUUCUCUGCUGCCUUUUUUUCUGGGGCCAAUGAUGUGGGAGCGUAGGGGAAGAGGGACCCUCAGGAAAUCAGCAGGAGUGAUGGAAGCCCAGCCUGAAUGACCUGCAGGAGCUACUGUUUGAGGCUUUGACCCCAUCAUGUACACACCUCAUCCCUCCCAUCUGGUCCUUGCAUUCACUUCCAAAUACCUUCCAAUGCUUGCUGUUCCAGGCACUGGGCUAGUUUGAAGGGAGACCAGGCUGCACUAGCUGGGAGUAGAGAGUGUGUGAGUGUGUGUGUUGGAGGGGGGGUGGCUGAGAAGACUUAAAUUGGUAUGAGAGACCUCCCUCAUGAAACUCACACUCAGUAGGGAAGGAAGUCUAGGUACCUGGUGGAGCAGGUAUGAAUCUCAGACCUGUAAGAAAUAUCACAAGAAUGUAAUGUCUAUUUUUAGCCCCCACUUUGAGUGCCAGAAACAUAAUCUUUUGUCAAUUUUGGAUUUCUUUUCUUUCCACAGGGGUCAUAGCAGAGUUCUGAGGGGUGUACAUAAUGCCAGGAUGUGGAGAGAGUGUUUUCUCUGGUCCCAUUGUCCGUGCUGCAUUUCUGUCGUGGCACCUGGUCCUCAGUGGCCCAGACAGGUCAUCCCAGAGAAGUUUCUUGUUCUCAUUGGCAUAACCUUUUUCAGUAUUAAGGCUCUCUCUGCCACUUCUGUGUCACAUGGGAAGAUGUUUGAGGUAGUUCAAGGCCUUGGCUAUCUAGAAACACCUUGAAGCCAUUUCUAUUUGGGGAUCUUGCUGCCUCCCUGGGUUUUAGUUGACCAGCAAGGCAUGGGUGGCUCCGGCUUUUAAAUUCUGCAAAUCUAUGCAGAGGUUUGCCACCUUCUCAAGACUUGGCCUGGGUACUGCAGCUCAGGGCCCCUCCCUUUUGGGACCCUCCUGUGCCAAUGCUCUCAUUACUUCCCCUCCUUUUUCUUUCUUUCCUCUAGCUCAGGGAAUGAAUCUUUUGUUAAUCUGGAGGUGGGGAAGCCUUACUUUUCUAUGUUUUCUCCCAAAUCUUUCAUCUACUCCUUAAGUCUUUUGCGUUCCAUUCUGGGCCUAGGCUUUUGAAACCCAAAAGCCAGGAAAAGAUUCCUUUGUUCUCUGCUUUCUGCAUCCACAUGUCUUCCUUGGGGAACUGGGUAGAGAAUGAUGGGACCAACUAAAUGGCAAAAAGGACAAAAGAGGUAUGGGCUAUGUGUCUGUUCUUAUAUCAGAAAAAAACUGUCUAAAAAAAAAAUAAAACAAACAAAAAAAACUAUUCCCAUGUAAGAAGUAAUCCAUCACACUAAGAUGUACAGAGCCAGAUCACAGGACAGAUGAACCCAACUAGGUGGAAUUCAGGACAGAGUCAGCAGAAUACAGAAGUCAUUGAGGAAGGAAAUGGAGCCAGGACAGAUCACACCCAGCUAGGGAGAUCAGAAGGGGCUCCCUGGAAGAGGAGGUUUGAGUGAGAAUAAAAUGUGCUUACGUAAUGCCAAGCUGUUGGAGGAGCAUUUUCUCUGACCACCAUGUCUACACUGCAUCUGCCCUCUGAGAUUUCCAUUGUUCCAUUUAGUCUCCAGUGAGUAAAACACUUAGAACAGUGCCUCACCUGGUACGUGAUAAGUGUUCAAUAUAUGUUUGUCAAAGGGCUGAAGUGUUUGGACAUGGGGAGGGAUGAAGGAGGGAAAGACACAAAGGCAGGAAAGACAUACUUUUUCAGGGAACUGAAUAGUUCGUAUGCCUGGGCCUGAAGAGAGAGAGAGAGUGUGUGUAUGUAAGUAGGCCAGUGGAGGCAAGCAGCCAGUGAUGAGGGUGGACAAAAGAGCGUGUCUAGUUUUUAUCCUACAGGAAAUGGGCAGGGAUUUAAGCUGGAGAGUAGCUUCAAUUGAUGUUUUAGAUGGCCAGCGUGAAGGAUGGAUUUUGGAGAGAGUUUGGAUGACAGUGGUGUGGUGACACAGCUGUUGCAGUAUUUGAGAGAGAGAUAGUAAAUGCUUCUUAAUGCAGUAGCAAUGAAAAAGAGGGCCUCUAUAGGACUUAGUGACUGGUUGGAUGUAUGGGAUGGUGAGGGAUAACAGGAAGUCUAUGGUGACCACCAUGUUUCUGGCUCGGUGACUCCAGGCUGGUAGUGCUAUUCCCUGAGAUGGUGACAUGACUUUCAAGGGGUAUCUUAGUCAUCUAGUGCUGCUAUAAGAGAUAAUACCACAAGUGGAUGGCUUUAACAAAGAGAAAUUUAUUCUCUCACAGUCUAGUAGGCUAGAAGUCCAAAUUCAGGGCGUCAGCUUCAGGGGAAGGCUUUCUUUCUCUGUUCGCUCUGGGUGAAGGUCCUUCUCAUCAAUCUUGCCCUGAACUAGGAGCUUGUCUAUGCAGGAACCCAGGGCCCAAAGGAUAUGCUCUUUCCUGGUGCUUCUUUCUUGGUGGUAUGAGAUCCCCACUCUCUGCUUGCUUCCCUGUCCUUUUAUCUCUUGUAAGAUAAAAGGUGGUGCAGGCCACACUCCAGGGAAACUCCAUUUACAUUGGAUCAGGGAUGUGAUCUUAGUAAGGGUAUUACAAUCACAGUAUAAUCCUCUUUAACAUAAAAUUACAAUCACAAAAUGGAGGACAACCACGCAAUACUGGGAAUCAUGGCCUAACCAAGUUGACACAUAUUUUGGGGGGGCACAAUUUAAUCCAUGACGAGGGUUGUAUGUGAUGAGUUCAGUUUUGGACACUUUGAUUUGAGGUACCUAGGGGAUCCCUGUGGGGUGGGACAUCAGCAAUAAGACAGCUCUGGGCGUAGCUGCUGAACCAGGCCUGGAACCUCAGUCUCUUCGGUUGUCUCCUGAUUUGUUUCAGUGGGAGACAGCACAAGAUCCAAACAACACCUGUCUUCCUUGAAUACAGGGCUGUAGUCAGCAGAUAUUGCUGGACCCUCAUGUGUGUCUGCAUACAUAGCCAGACUAGGACCCCUGACCAUUUACAGUUGCUUGGAGCAAUUACAGUAACAUAAGGCUCAAUCCCCAGGUGAUGACUUUGUGAGGGCUUCUAAGUGAGAAUUCAGUUCAGCGAAUCUUCUAUAGAGAAGGCUCUGUGGGAGCUCUAGGGGUGAACCAGACCUGGUUGAAUUCUGCCCUCAAGGAGCUGACAUUGUGAGAUAUAACUAAUGUAAGGCAGAAUGGGAUAGUUACUAAGUGAAAGACUAACAAAGUGCUGUAGAAUAUAAAGAAAAGAAAAGAGAAUAAUUUCGAACUGCACUAGGAAAGGAUGCAUGAAAGGUGGUGUCUAACCUGGCUUUUAAAAUUUGUUCUAGGUCUUAUCGUAGAACAGCAUGAGUAGAUAUGGAGAUGGGACAGUACAGACGAUGUAGUAAGGGGGAACGGCUCAUGUGAAUGGGGCUAGUGGAAAACAAGGCUGCAGAAGCUGGUGGAGCCAGAUUCUGGAGGGCCUUGAGGACUCAGCUGAAGAAUUUGGACUUAAUGCUGUAGAAAUGGGAACCCAUCAAAGACUCUUGAUAUGAAGAAUGGUGAAUUAGUUCGAGCUUAUCAAAGUAGCAGAACCACUGUGAGUGACAUAAGGGAUUUAUUAUAGAGAAUAGGCUUUAUGCAGUUGGGGGAGCAGUUGGAGAAGUCUAUGUAAAACUGUUACCUCUGCAUUUGGUGUUGAACCUGCAGUAGGUCAGCUGGGCUGGCAGUCAGGUAGAAAAGCUGGAUGUAAACCGAGGGAGAGUAAGGACAAACUAGGACCCAUGAGGACAAACUGGAACCUGUGUCUGUCUCACACUGCCUUCAAUCUCAAUGACGUGGAAGACCUACAGAAGAAGCUGGUGUUCUUCACCAUGGAGCUUGUCUUAAUUACCUAGUGCUGCUAUAACAAAUAAAAGUGGAUGGCUUUAACAAACAAGUUUAUUCUCUUAUAGUCUAGGAGGCUAGAAGUCCGAAAUUCAGGGUGCCAGCUCCAGGGGAAGGCUUUCUCUCUCUGUUGGCUCUAGAGGAAGAUCCUUGUCAUCUGUCUUCUCUUAGACUAGAAGCUUCUCAGUGCAGGAACCCUGGGUCCAAAGGACGUGCUCACUCCCGGCUCUUGUUUCUUGGUGGUAUGAGGUUCCAGUGUCUCUACUUGCUUCUGUCGUUUAUAUCUCAAAAGAGAUUGGCUUAAGACAUAAUCUAAUCUUACAGAUUGAGUCCUGCCUCAUUAACAUAACUGCCACUAAUGCCAUCUCAUUGACAUCAUAGAGAUAGGAUUUACAACAGAUAGGAAAAUCACAUCAGAUGACAAAAUGGACAGUACUGGGAAUCAUAGCUUAGCCAAAUAGAUGCACAUAUUUUGGGGGGACAGAAUUCAAUCCAUGACAGAGCUGUACUUGGCUCAGGAUUCAGAACAGCUGAAGGAAGAAAGCUGGUGACAAGUAGAGGAGCUGAGGGCCCAGCUUCUACCCCAUGCUAACAAGGCAAGCCAGUAGAUCAGUGACAAGAUGUAUGUGUUCCUACAGUGCCUGGUGUCCUAUACUGACCUAAGCAUAAAAUAUAUUUGCUGCUUCACUUCCGCCUCUCAAAUCUUACACAAAUCUCUCUAGUGGUCAAUCCUAACUCUGAACCAUACAGGGAAGAGAAUUUUGGGAAAUGUAGUUCCAACCUAGUUAGGUUGACACAGUACAAAGCUACCGUAAGAUGAGUAACCUUUCACUCAGUAUGUAGGAUGGGUGGUCAGGGCAAAGGAAGCCAAAUCUCUAGCAGCUCUUGGGUUGACUAGGAUAGUAUGGUAGUCAUUAGUCUAUUCACAAAUAUCUCAGUCCGCUCUUUCCUUCCGGACACAUGGUAGCCAAGCUUCCCUUCUUCCUUGAUGUUAGAUGUGGUCAUGUGACUUGUGUUGACUGAUAAAACAUAAGUGGAAGUAAGAUGUCACUUCUGAAUGGAAAUUUUAAGAGUGCAUACUUUGUCACUUUCUCUUUUCCUUUUUUCAUGAUGAC